Phanerochaete carnosa HHB-10118-sp is the source of this 2022-nucleotide messenger RNA. RefSeq lists its product as uncharacterized. The record is from RefSeq and is a predicted model, not a curated record. The transcript has 7 exons. Bases 32 to 1702 code for a protein of 556 amino acids. NCBI's taxonomy places the organism in Eukaryota, Fungi, Basidiomycota, Agaricomycetes, Polyporales, Phanerochaetaceae.
AUUCCAAGCCCCAUCAAUUGAGUCGCGUGCCAUGGCUUCAGAGUCGACAUUACCACAGAAACGCAAGGCCCAGCCCCAAGGCCCAGGCGUACCGCCUUCAGAAGAUGAAAACGUGACAGACAAGACAGCGGACGUGCAUCCCCCGAAGAACGAGUACGAGACCGGGCGCGUCACUUGCGAGUCAUGUGGGGCGAGUAUAUCGUUCAGAGACGAGGCCACGGGUGGAUUUACGGUAAAGCACUGGGACUUGCAUCGGCAGCAAUGUCCUAGUGCAGUACAGCAGAUCACCGUCAGCGAUCCCGUCCUCUAUACGCCGGAAUCUCAAGGCGAACCGGUCGUGCCACAACCGAAGCGUCGCCGCGCAAAACGCACAGAAGAUGAGCGUAUCGACUAUUUGCGUUCAGACCCAUAUGUCGCGCAGUUUGAAGCUUACCGGGUCCUAUGUGCAUCCUGCGAUAAAUGGAUCCGGUUGCGGCCAAACUCCACCUACUGCUCAAUCCCGUGGGAUGCUCAUCGCAAGAGCUGCUUAACGAAGAAAGCUUCUAAGCACCCUAAUCCUAACGGGGAUCGGAGUGGGCUCUUUGCCACAGACCCGCAGGUUCGCAAGUUCGACUCAGAGCGUGUUCUCUGCAAAAUUUGCGAGACCUGGGUGGCCCUGGGCACGAAAGAUGACGCACAAGCGAUCCAGACAUGGUUGCAGCAUCGGACGACAUGCCUCCAAAAUCGUCCUACGCCUACCAGCACCACCGUUGCAGCCGCAAAUGCUAAUAUUCCCACAGCUGACAGCGUACCUCCGCCGUCCAGGCACCUCAUGGCUCUCGUCUCGUCUUCCUCGCUACCUACGCCCCCGCUUCCGUCAACGAAGACCGCGUCAGAAGCACCCUCCUUUGCCUCUCCUAUCUCGGUAACCUCCUUUAAGGAUCUCAACCCAUCCAACUUCGCACCAUCACAAGAGUCACGGAGACGUAAUGCUGAGCAGCGCGCCGCGCAGCUUCGUUCUGACCCUCUGAUCGGCGAAGUCGAACCCAACCGCGUCUUCUGUACGAUCUGUCAGAAAUGGGUGCAACUGCGACAGGACAGCUCGUACUGCGCAUAUCCGUGGCAACAGCACAGGGGCAAGUGUCUCAAGAGGAAACAGAAGCGUGCGCAGAAGGAAGCCGAGCUCGCCGAAUAUCGCGCCCAGAUGGAAGCCCUCCGUCAGGAGGAGCUUGCGAGGGCGCGGGAGGACAGCAUGGACGUCGAAUCUGAGGAUGGGGCCGACUCUGGCGAUGAGGCCAAGGCUCGCAGGAGGCAGGAGAAGCGCCGAGCAAAGCAGCUCGCUGAGGCCGAACGGCUUCGCAAGAUCGAAGAGCGGCGAGCGAUCCUCAGGCAGAAGGAAGCGGCUCUCAACAGUUCAGAUGGGGACGAAGAUGCGGAGGGCGAGUCUGACGUAGAGUCCGAGACACCCCUUGCCCGCAUGGCCGACCUGGGCACCCCUGCUGGCCGCAUUGAAUUUAUCUCUCGCUCGGUGCAAUAUUUGUUCAGGACGACAUAUGAUCAUGCGGACGAGCUCACAAUCGCCGCACUUGUCACCUACCUGAAUGCUGCCAUCCCACCUGACAAACAUGAAGACUUCGACACGACUGAGGUCACAAAGACCACGAUGGUCCUGCGCGAGCGAGGCGAGUUCUCAUUCGAGGGUGACGUGCUUCGCAUGCCCUAAGCACUCACUGGACAUUGCAACUGAACAUUCACGAUGCAUAUAUAUUCCGGACAUUCGAUACCGCACAUACCUUGCAUUCUGCUGCUCCAUCAGGCUGCCUCAUUCCCUUUUCUGCUCGGGUCUUACGGUGGCUGAUAGAUUGUAUUGUUUUCGUCAUCGCUCUCACCUUGCUCCUGUUGCUCCCCGAUAUCUUUAUUGGUCGUAGACACCACCUUCGACAUCACAUACACGAGUUUGUACCGUUAGCCAAGUCCCAUGCGGCUUUUUGUACUCGCACUCUGUACUUUUACCCCAGAACCGCUAUAUAUAAUGCAGACGGU